Hibiscus syriacus is the source of this 963-nucleotide messenger RNA. Its product is annotated as two-component response regulator ARR5-like. The record is from RefSeq and is a predicted model, not a curated record. Gene Ontology annotation, biological process: cytokinin-activated signaling pathway; phosphorelay signal transduction system. Bases 220 to 960 code for a protein of 246 amino acids. The transcript has 3 exons. NCBI's taxonomy places the organism in Eukaryota, Viridiplantae, Streptophyta, Magnoliopsida, Malvales, Malvaceae.
GGGAUUUGUUGGAGAAAGAAAGAUUUGAUUUUGAGAGAGAGAAAAAUAAAAACAAAUAAUAAGUAAUAAAAUAAAGAAGAAGAAAAUAACAAUGAAACUGAUAACGAAAGAGGAAGGGAUGGAGACAGAGACAGAUAGGCGUUUGGUUUGUAUGUUACAGCGUAUAAAUUAAAGCAAGACCACAUACCCAACGUUCAUAAUUUCUGGGUUUAUUUCGAGAUGGCGAGCAACGGCGGCGUUACGUGGCGGAGGACUGAAGAAGUUCAUGUCCUCGCCGUUGAUGAUAGUCUCGUUGAUCGGAAAGUCAUCGAAAGGUUGCUCAGAAUUUCCUCUUGCAAAGUGACUGCAGUGGAUAGUGGACUCAGAGCUUUGCAGUUCCUGGGAUUAGAUGAAGAGAAAAGCAGUAAUGGUCUUAAUGUGAGUCUAAGUUCAUCUUCCUCUUUCUCACGAAUUAGUGUUUCCCUUCCAUCUGAUUCUCAUCUUCGUCUGUUAUUUCAGGAUUUGAAAGUCGAUCUGAUCAUCACCGAUUAUUGUAUGCCGGAGAUGACUGGCUAUGAAUUACUCAAGAAAGUGAAGGAAUCCUCCGCUUUCAGAGAAAUCCCAGUUGUAAUCAUGUCGUCGGAGAACGUUUUAGCUCGAAUCGACAGAUGCUUGGAAGAAGGAGCAGAGGAUUUCAUAGUAAAGCCGGUGAAAUUAUCAGACGUUAAACGCAUAAAAGAUUACAUGACCGGAGAAGGAGAAAAAGAAAGAUCAAGCAAAGGAAUCAACAAGAGAAAGCAAAGAGACAGCUUCGAUGAUCUCUCCUCAUCUCCACCGUCCAUCCUGUCAUCACCAUCACCGAUCUCAUCAUCUUCAUCGUCAUCUCCAUCGCCGCCGUCAGUCCAAUCAGCAUCAGCACCGAGUUCUCCAUCACCGUUAGAUUCUCCCACCAGACGUGUCAAGAUGGCAAGCUCCAAAUAGAAC